Theobroma cacao (cacao) is the source of this 997-nucleotide messenger RNA. Its product is annotated as bidirectional sugar transporter SWEET17-like. Gene Ontology annotation, biological process: carbohydrate transport. The record is from RefSeq and is a predicted model, not a curated record. Lineage: Eukaryota; Viridiplantae; Streptophyta; Magnoliopsida; Malvales; Malvaceae. Gene Ontology annotation, molecular function: sugar transmembrane transporter activity. Gene Ontology annotation, cellular component: membrane.
CUUUAUCAUACUUCUAUUGCAUCCGAAAAAUUAUAAGCCUUUCCCAGCAUGGAAGAAGAAAGCUUGAUCUUCAUUGUCGGUGUGAUAGGCAACAUCAUGUCAGGCCUAGUCUACCUUUCUCCCACGAAAACAUUUUGGAGAAUAGUGAAGCACAGAUCAACUGAAGAUUUCGAAAGCAUUCCUUAUGUUUGUACAUUGCUGAAUGCUUACUUUUGGAUUUACUACGGACUGAUUAAGCCUAACAGCUUGCUUGUAGCCACCAUUAAUUGUUUUGGAAUUGUUGCUGAGACAGUUUAUCUGACCCUAUUCCUAAUUUUUGCUCCUCCAGGAUUGAGGGCAAGGACAGCGACACUUGUGGCGAUUUUGGAUGUGGGGUUUCCAGCUGCUGCAAUCUUUCUUACUCACUCCAUGUUGCAUGGAUAUCUACGGAUCAAUGUUGCAGGGCUCUUGUGCGUAGUUUUCAGUAUGAUCUCUUACGGUUCACCCCUAGCAGCCAUGAAAACAGUAGUGAGAACUAAGAGUGUGGAGUAUAUGCCUUUUCUCCUCUCACUGAUCCUUUUCAUCAAUGGAGGAAUUUGGACUUUCUAUGCGCUGCUUGCAAAGGACUACUUUGUCGGAGUGCCGAAUGGGAUUGGAUUUUUCCUUGGAACAAUUCAGCUGCUGCUGUAUGCAAUGUAUUGGAAACCACAGAAGCUGAAGAAAAUGUCAGACAAUUUGGAGGAAGGAUGGCAGCAUGAUCAGCCCCCAAAUAAUUCCAGCUUGAUUUCCAGUCUAUUGCCGGAAAGGAGUGCAGAUUGAAGGCCUCCUUUCUUUGGCAAUGGAAGCCAUUGUAAAAAGAUUGGAGACAAAGAAGAACAUCAGGAGGCAACAAAUUGGAUAUGCGAGAGGUGUUCAUAUAUCUACUGAUGUACUUUCAUGCCAUAAGAAUUUGGGCCACCUUUCUCUUCCUUGAGCAUUUCCCAGAUUCUUGGACGCUAUCAAGUUCAACAGAGAUUGG